Messenger RNA from Cylindrotheca closterium, 531 nucleotides. The record is from the annotation of a GenBank genome assembly. NCBI's taxonomy places the organism in Eukaryota, Bacillariophyta, Bacillariophyceae, Bacillariales, Bacillariaceae.
AUGGAUGAACUGCUACGGAUGUACAAUGCCAGCUAUGUUGAUGACAAUGCAGUCGCUGCUUUUGCUGCCCACAUUGAACAAGCCAUACAUCAUAGUGUGAUGUCGGCCUUUGAGGUUUUUGGCCAUGAUCCAAAUCAAGGUGAUUGCCUUCAAGCGACAAAGUGGGAACCUGAGGUCACCGAAACCUUCUUGCUUUUGGGUUUUCGUAUCAAUACCCAUGAUAUGACAGUCUCUUGGCCCCUUUACAAACGGGAAGAUUUGCACUCGCAGUUGGUGGACAUUCUUAAGCGUUGUCCUUGUUGUGUCUCUCCUCGAGAAAUGGCAAAGAUUGUUGGCAUUGUCAGAUCUGCAUCUGAGAUUGCUCCAUGGGGCAAUUUCUUGAGUUUCAACUUGCAAAAUGCACUGACACAGCCAAGCGGCCAAGAAUGCUUUCUCAGACAAACAAAGUUGGUGGACACGCUCCCAUAUCUAUCUAUUGCGGGUGGCAGUUGCUACGAUUCAUCAAAUGUUGGAAACAUUACUGGAACCUGA